ACCAUAAAGUGUAGACUGUAUCGGACAGUGUAGUGGUUUGACGAUGGGCCCCGUACUGUUAUUAAUGCUCUACAUUCUGUCUCUGGAGUCGACGGAUGCUUUACGAUUUCCCCACAUCAACACCGUGUCACAGCAAGAGGAUGUGGAUGUGAACACAUCAACAUUUUCCGAGCGAACAAUACGUUCUGCAAAUGGCUUUCCGCUAGAUCUUGACGUCAGAUUUACGUCAAAUAACGUACAUUCAGAUUUAAAAUUGAGCGUUAGUGAUGUCAGCGAUGAUGUACCAGUGGUUUUACAGAGAGCUGGGAAAAUGGUGUCUUACCGGGUCUCCUCAGAGGCCGCCGCAUUCUACAUGGACGUUUCAAACAAAGCGGCAUUCAUCGUAUGGCGGGCUGAUGAUACUGAAACGGAAAACUUUCUUUUUUUCGGGACGUACCAGUCUGGCGAUCGAGAGCUGCUCGUGCAGCCACCAACGUCCGUCGACGCCGGCCACUCGGUGACAGAAAUUGUAGAAACAAGUCCGACUGAAACUGACUUUCUGGUAAACCCUGAAUUCGAUGCAACAAGAGUUGAACAGAUGGUUGCAUCAAAUAACAAAGACUCUGAAAGAGUGAAGAGACAGACAACAGAUUAUGAAGUUGAAAUCUUCUUUGUUAUCGACUACAGUCUUUAUUCCUUCUGGUAUAUGCAAAUGACGGGCACCGAUUCAGAAAAGCAAACAUCGGCGAUUUCAGUCAUAAAACAAUUCUACGCUUUUGUUUUAAAUGCGAUGAGCGUUCGCUACAGCUCAGUGAAGGGUUCAGGCUACACCAUUUCUCUCGUUUACGCGGGAAUAUCUAUCGCAACGAGUUCUACGGACGCACCAUACAUCGAGAAUAAUCUACAAUCAUUCGAUGUAGAUGGCCGUCGAGCUUUCUUGGCCGACAUCGUAUUGUCUGCCUUUAAGGACUGGGGAAAUACCAACCUAAAGCCGAUUUACAACUAUGACGUCGCUAUGAUGUUUACAGGUUAUGAAAUGGGCAGAUCUGUCAGCGACGAGUUUGAUUCCGCUAUUGCAGGUCUGGCCUACGUCCCUGGAGCGUGUAGUGACUGGAGUUAUAAUAUCAACGAAGACCGUUUCUGGGCGGUUCUGGUAACGAUUGCUGCACACGAGUUGGGACAUAAUUUGAACGCCCAGCACGAUGGUACAGUCGACGGUACUGGCGAAUUUUGUUCGAGUGACGACGCGUAUGUGAUGGCUCCCUCUGUUGGCGUGUAUUCUGACCAGAUCAAAAAUGUCCGCCAGUUCUCAUUUUCUUCAUGCUCCAUCGAUUAUUUUACUGCGUAUAUCGCAACGCUAGAAAAUGUCAGCGAGAACUGCCUGGCAAACCGCAACGCCACCUACGACACUUCUGACCUUGACCCUUAUUUGGGUGACCUUGCCGGUCAGGUGUACACUCCAGAUCAGCAGUGUGAAUACUUAGUGGGAGCCGGUUCCUACCUCUCCAGGGUCAGCUAUGAUUCGGAUUACAGCGGGAUUUGUUUCGUAAUGAACUGUUUUGUGCCGGGAACAACUAGCUCGUAUAGAUAUCAACUCGCCUGGGAGGGAACAACGUGCGGAGACGGAAAGCUGUGUAGUGGUGGAUCGUGUGUUGUAUCGUCCAGUGCUCCGGCUGUAGCGGAUGAGACAUGUAUGUUCGGAAACAACCCAAGCAACGUGACGUUCGAGACGGUGACGUGCAGUGAACUUCUGGCUUUUCCCAACACAUCAUACAAUUGCUACAGCAGUAACAUUCGCGAAGAUUGCUGUGAAACAUGCGAGCAAUUCAGACUCGCAAACGUUAGCAACACUGAUUGCGAGUACGGCGAUCAGGCAAGCUGGUGUGCAACGUUGUCUCUAAGAAGCUGCUAUACCAAUGACGCUGUUUGUUGUCAGUCCUGUCCAGAGAGAGCUCUAAACAUACCAAAUUGCGAGUACGGCGACAAGGCAAGCUGGUGUGCAACGUUGUCUCUAAGAAGCUGCUAUACCAAUGACGCUGUUUGUUGUCAGUCCUGUCCGGAGAGAGCACUAAACAUACCAAAUUGUCAAUAUGGAGAUCGGUCAACGUCAUGUAAUGCAGCUAGUUGUCCGAAUUAUGAUGAAGAGUCAAGAACAGUUACAUGUUGUCAAACAUGUGCAGCUACAACAACAACAAUCUCAACAACCACUACAACUACACCAACUACAACUACUACUACACAAAAAACAACUAGCACUACACCAACUACAAAUACAACUACACCAACAACCACUACAACUACACCAACUACAACUACUACUAUACCAACUACAACUACCACAACACCAACAACCACUACAACAACACCAACUAAAACUACCACUACACCAAUUACAACUACCAUUACACCAACAACAACUACUACUACAACUUCACCAACAACAUCAACCACAACUCCAACAACAACUACCACUACACCAACAACAACUACCACCACACCAACAACAACUACCACUAUACCAACAACUACUACUACACCAACAAUAACUACCUCUACACCAACAACAACUACCACUUCACCAACAACAACUACCACAACACCAACAACAACUACCACCACACCAACAACAACUACCACUACACCAACAACUACUUCUACACCAACAACAACUACCACUACACCAACAACAACUACCACCACACCAACUACAACUACCACAACACCAACAACAACUACUACUACUACACCAACAACAACUGCCACCACACCAACAACAACUACCACCACACCAACAACAACUACCACCACACCAACUACAACUACUACCACACCAACAACAACUACUACUUCACCAACAACAACUACCACCACACCAACUACAACUACUACCACACCAACAACAACUACCACCACACCAACAACAACUACCACCACACCAACUACAAGUACUACCACACCAACAACAACAACUACUUCACCAACAACAACUACCACCACACCAACUACAACUUCUUCCACACCAACGACAACUACCACUUCACCAACAACAACUACCACCACACCAACUACAACUACUACCACACCAACAACAACUACUACUUCACCAACAACAACUACCACCACACCAACUACAACUAGCACCACACCAACAACAACUACCACCACAUCAACCACCACACCAACAACAACUACCACCACACCAACAACAACGACAACCACACCAACAACAACUACCACCACACCAACAGCAACUACCAAUACACCAACUACAACUACCACGACACCAACUACAACUACCACCAUACCAACUACAACUACUACCACACCAACAACAACUACCACCACACCAACAACAACUACUACUACACCAGCUACAACUACCACCACACCAGCAACAACUACCACUUCACCAACAACAACUACCACCACACCAACCACAACUACCACCACACCAGCUACAACUACCACCACACCAACAACAACUACCACUACACCAACAACAACUACCACCACACCAACUUCAACUACUACCACACCAACAACAACUACUACUUUAACAACCACAUUAACCACCAAACCAACAACAACUACCACCACACCAACAACAACUACCACUACACCAACAACAACUACCACUACACCAACUACAACUACCACCACACCAACCACAACUACCACCACACCAACAACAACUACCACUACACCAACAACAACUACCACCACACCAACAACAACUACCACCACUCCAACUACAACUACCACCACACCAACUACAACUACCACUACACCAACAACAACUACCACCACACCAACAACAACUACUACUUCACCAACCACAUCAACCAACACACCAACAACAACUACCACUACACCAACUACAACUACCACCACACCAACUACAACUACUACUACACCAACUACUCCAACUACAACUCCAAUUACCCAUACACCAACAACAACAUCAACAACUACACCAACUACAACUACACCAACUGCAACUACCACUACAUCAACAACUACACCAACUACAACUACACCAACUGCAACUACCACUAAUACACGAAGAACAACUACCACUACAUCAACUACAAUUACCUCUACACAAGCAACAGCUACCACACCACCACCAACAACAACAGCUACACCAACAACAACUACCACUACACUAACAACAGCCAGCACUAAACCAACCACAACUCCAACAACAACUUCAACUACACCAACAGCCACAGCAAUCAGUACAAUUACAACUACAACUACCACUACACCAACAACAACCAGCACUAAACCAACCACAACUCCAACAACAACUACAACUACACCAACAGCCACAGCAAUCAGUACAAUUACGACUACAACAACCACUGCACCUACUACAAGUACAAUUACAACAACAACUGUCUCACUGAGACGGACCAGGGUUACAGUGGUAUUCCUUAUCUUUGUCUCUCCGAAUGUUGACUUGAAUAAAGGCAGUGCGGAUAAUCUCUACAUUGCUCUACAGCUUAGGAAUCAACUUCUUCAACUAUUUAGACGGCGGCUAAGGAAUAAAACUAUAACCAUCAUAAUACUUUCACUAAGGCGAGGUAGUCUUAUUGCUGACUUUGAGAUUGUUUAUGAAGACUCAGAGCAAUCUCAAGCCCAAUUUACCGAGGCAAACAUUGACCUGGUUACCGGGAGGGAAACCGUAACUAUUCUUAAUGAAACCGUCGCGGCCUCAUCUAUACAGGUCAACAAUACAAUUGUGACAAACGAAACGAGCGGGGCGGCGGUCUGUGCUUUGUUUGAGGCAAGCGGUGGUAGGUGUGACAAAGCAUAUGAAUGUGCGACGGUCGACGGGGCCCCUACCUGUCUUCGACAAGAAACAUCAGAUGGAAUGACCUCGAUCAUUGUGGUUGUGACAUGCAGCUUAGUCUUUCUUUUAAUCACAAGUAUUAUCAUCUGCGCAACGGCUCGCGCAUACCGGAUCCGGAAGUUAAAGAGAAAAUCUUCCUCACUGGAAUCGAGAGACAGGACAAACUGGGACGAUUAUCCAUCUCAGAUAGCUCCGUAUGGAUAUGUGUUUAAUUGGCGGGAUCAGGCGCACGGUUACCGGCCUUAUUUGCCCGAGGUUAGGCUUGGAACCCAAACUUUACGCAGGAGCUAUAAUAGCAAGAGUGCUUACGGCAAUUUGGCGUUUGAGUAUGAGAGAACACUCGGAAGAAGUUAUCUGGACUCAGCUAACUAAAACUUCGAUGAGGAACAAAUCCGGUGCCGUUUGAAGAGAUGGACAUCUGUCGUUUGCCAUUCUCCAUUUGCUUAACACAUCAUGUUCACUGAUACAGCUAAAGAGGAUGUAUUAAAUUCAAUAAUACUUUCCAAGAAGUGUGCAGUAAAGUGUACUGUCAUUUUUUUCUUUUAUUUUUAAAAUGUUGUUUCAUUCAUAUGUAUUGUUUGAUUUUACGGAUUUUUCUUUGAUCGCUUGUCACAUAAGUAUUGAAAUUAUUAUGUUCUGUUCCCAUUUGUGUCAGACAACUAUCUUAUCAUUGAUUGUGCAGAAUUUAGUAUCCAGAUAUCUGAAUAAUUAGUUAAAUAGGUUUUCGUGAGAAUAUUGUUUUAAUUGUUUCUGCAACUUAAAAAACGCAUUUGAUAAUUUAUUUAUUUGAUCAAUAAAAAUAAGGUUAUAAAUUAAAACUUUUACAAACUAUCAAUUUAUGGCAAUGACACAUAUGCUGUGACAUCAGAUAUUUAAACAUCAUCCUGAGUUUGUUUUUUUUUUAUAAUUAUUUAGUGUACGUUUAAUGCACGUGGUUCAAGUUGUCAUAAUUUUGUCAAACUUUUAUUAUACUUGUAUCAUGUUUGUGAAACCAUCUUUCUACUUGCUUUAUUAUUUCAUUUUUUUUUUGCAUUUAUUUGACAACCAUCCUAACCAGGCUAUUUAUUAUUCGAACGUCUACCUCCAUUGGAGUUAUACCGCUGUAAGCGGAAUACUAUUUUGGGGACUCCGACGAUAUUCCAAAAAUAUAUGAGUCCCGACGAUAUUUGAAUAAUAUUUCGUGGGUUCCGACGAUGUUCGAUUAAUAACGCUGUGGGUGCCGAUGAGCUUUGACAAAGCCAGCAUAAAAAUGAUACACGCUAGUCGUGUUUGAUUUAUUUAUUCAAAAUUGUUAUUCGAUUUAACAUGUUUUCUUUGCGCAACGUUGCAUACUAAUUUUGCAUUUCUAAUAUU
Messenger RNA from Mya arenaria, 6187 nucleotides. RefSeq names its product mucin-3A-like. Bases 44 to 5206 code for a protein of 1720 amino acids. Gene Ontology annotation, biological process: proteolysis. The record is from RefSeq and is a predicted model, not a curated record. Gene Ontology annotation, molecular function: metalloendopeptidase activity. The transcript has 26 exons. Lineage: Eukaryota; Metazoa; Mollusca; Bivalvia; Myida; Myidae. Gene Ontology annotation, cellular component: membrane.